GUACUGCCAGUGGAGUUGGCUCCAUGACAUGGAGAGACCGCAGAGAGAUCCAUGCAUUCCUCGUUAUGGAUUAUGACAAUGAAGAGACAAGAGUGGUUCACGAAGGUCCAUACACUCUCAACCUUACAACUAUUGAUAACAGAAUAGACCCACUUGUUGACUUCACCUCAACACUGACGGUGAUGGUUGAUGACAUUGUCAGUGGAACAAACAUAUCUUGUCUGGUUUUCAUGAAACGAGACCAUCUAGUCAUCAAUAAAAGAAGUCCUCCUUCUUCUCCAAACAACAUGACAGUGAAAACUGACAGUUAUCAAACUGACAACUUCUCCAUCAUCAUCUCCUGGGAGUCAGGGGAAGAUGAAGUGGUUGAUGAGUACAGAAUACUGACCAACACUACUACACAGUCCAUCACCACUACCAAUACAACUGUAGUUCUAGAUGGAGUGUACAACAUUCCUCUGGAAAUCAGAGUCUCAGCCAUCAACUGUGCA
Geodia barretti is the source of this 491-nucleotide messenger RNA. The record is from the annotation of a GenBank genome assembly. Lineage: Eukaryota; Metazoa; Porifera; Demospongiae; Tetractinellida; Geodiidae.